GACGGGCGAUGGGGCAGGCGCUGUGCGUCUGCUCCCGGGGCACCGUCAGCCUGGGGGGAGCGCGGUACCUCCUGCUCCACCGCCUGGCAGAGGGGGGGUUCAGCUAUGUGGACCUGGUGGAGGGGCUGCGGGAUGGGCGCUUCUAUGCCCUGAAGCGCAUCCUGUGCCACGACAAGGAAGACCGCCAGGCCGCCCUGCACGAGGUGGAGAUGCACGGCCUCUUCGACCACCCCAACAUCCUGCGCCUCGUGGCCCACUGCAUGGUGGAGAAGGGUGCCAAGCACGAAGCCUGGCUUCUCCUGCCCUAUGUGAAGGGGGGAACCCUCUGGAGAGAAGUGGAAGCACUGCGAGAGAAAGGCACCUUCAUGCCAGAGCAGCGGAUCCUCCUCAUCCUCCAUGGGAUCUGCCGUGGGCUGCAAGCCAUCCACAGCAAGGGCUAUGCACACAGGGACCUCAAGCCCACCAAUGUGCUGCUGGAUGAGGAUGACCAGCCGGUGCUGAUGGACCUGGGCUCCAUGAACCAAGCUCGCAUCGAAGUCAGCAGCUCUCAGGAGGCCAUGGCUGUGCAGGACUGGGCUGCCCAGCGCUGCACCAUCUCCUACCGUGCCCCUGAGCUCUUCACAGUGCCGAGCCAGUGCGUCAUAGAUGAGCGUACAGAUAUCUGGGUAAGGAUCCAGCCCUCUGGCCUCCCCCACCCACUGCUGCAGGGCUGCACUGACACCAUCACACUCCAGUCCUUAGGCUGUGUGCUGUACUGCAUGAUGUUUGGAGAGGGCCCCUAUGAUGCCAUCUUCCAGAAGGGUGACAGUGUGGCUCUGGCGGUUCAGAACCCCCUCACAUUGCCCUCCACAACCAGAUACUCAGCUGCCUUGCAGCGCCUGCUCUUCUCCAUGAUGACAGUGAACCCCCAGGAGAGACCCAGCAUAAAUGAAAUCCUCCACCAACUGGAGGGGCUGCAGCCAGCACCAGCAGGACAGGACACCACACAGAUCUAAGCCCAUCCCCUUCCAGUGGUGAGGCGUCCUGAGGCUGAGCCAGGGGAAAAGCAGCUUCCCUAAUCCCUGCUGCCCUGCAGACCUGUUGCAGAGGGGAUUGCUGCCCUGGGGGAGAGCUGCUGCUCUGUGCCAGAGAUGUGUUUGAUUUGGAGUGUUCUGUUCCCUGGAUGCUGCUGCUGGGGCCUUGGUCUGUGCUCCUGAGCUGUGGAUAUGUGAUCUGCUGCUAAACAUGGGUCCCUUGCCAGCUGCUACCUUCCCUGGGGGUGGCAGAAGAGGGUGUUGUGGGACCCCUCCUGGGGAUGGGAGCUGCUGUCCUGCAGCUUUGUGUCCCAGGAAGGCUGCUCCUGCCCAGGGAAGAGCUGCAGGCUGGAUCCUGGUGCUGUGCUGGAGGGAGGCAGAGGGAGUGCCCACUCUGCCACUGCUCUUGGCACCAAUG
Molecule: messenger RNA, 1431 nt
Organism: Cinclus cinclus
Lineage: Eukaryota; Metazoa; Chordata; Aves; Passeriformes; Cinclidae
Gene: STK16
Product: serine/threonine kinase 16
Exons: 6
Coding region: 9-995 (328 amino acids)
Biological process (GO): protein phosphorylation
Cellular component (GO): Golgi apparatus; cytoplasm
Molecular function (GO): ATP binding; protein serine/threonine kinase activity
Source: RefSeq, a predicted model, not a curated record